GUUCAGAACUUCAGAUACAAACCUCACUUGAUGUCAGUUAUGUUAGUUCGGCUGGCAUUUCAUGCGUAUUAGGAAGGGCCCCCCGGUAAUUUCACACCUCCGAUGAUGCGGAGGGAAAAUUGUGAAGAAAGAUUUUGACAGAAAGCAGAGAAAGAAAAGAAAAGGGUUUAGCUUCUGUAGGAAUGGAUAGCAGAAGGGGUGGAGAAGAAGAAGGGUUUAGAUUAGAGAAUCCCUUUACUUUGAAGGUGGGUCAAGUGUUCACCGGUUUUGGAAUCGGAUGUGGAGUAGGAAUCGGCGUUGGUCGCCCUUUAAAUCUAGCUGCAAUACCAAUGUUGAAUCAAGUGAUGAGUGCAACCAGAGGUGCAACUGAUGCAUUCUCGGGUGUUACCAGGCAUGUUAAUACCUCUUUGAAGAAGUUGGGAGCUAAGAAUAUUGAAGUCGGUGUUGGAUGUGGAGUUGGUUUUGGCCAUGGUUUUGGAGCUGGCGUUGCUGUGAAACCAGGGGUGUUGAAUCAAAUUCAAUCUUGUGUUAUGGUAGCAAUGACAAAGAUGAUGAUGAAGCUUGGUAUUGUUCCCAAUUUACCCUUCAAUCCGGGUGCAUUUUCAGCGUCCUUUCAAAGUGGUAUAAACAUGGUCAAUAAAAACCGAAUUUCACCACCAAGCAUGAUGCAGCUGGCAGGUAAACCAGCAGAUCAAGUUACUCAGGGUCUUGCAGGGUCCCAAUCUAUGCAAAUUGGGUCGGCUUUUGAAAGUACUACCAUUAAAGGAAAUGCAAUUGACCCCAAAGUUGGCAGCCGAACCGAGAAGGUUAUUAGCAACUUUCUGCAAAAUCCAUUGCUGAAUGGGGAGGAAGGAGGAGUUGAUGAAUCGGGGGCUGGACGCCUGCGGUCGGAGAACAAUGUACUUCAGAUGGUCUUGAAACACCAAAGAAUCAUUGAAGAACUUGUGGAGGAAAAUGAGAAGCUUCGACAGAUACUAGUGGAGGACCUGAAAGUACCACCAAGCAAACUUGAAGCAAAUUCUGCAGGUAGAAUUAGAAAUGAGUUGCCAUGUACUAAUUGUUUUGAGUGCAGAAGAAAACAAAGAAAAAGAAUCGUAACACACUCAAGUCCAAAGGAGAAAACAAUAAGAGAAAAAAGGGAGAGAACCAAAAGUAAAAUAAAUGGUCCACGCUUACCAAAUGUAGGAACUGGUUCGUGUAUUACUAUACUCAAUAACAAGUCUUAUUACGACGUGGUAUGCAAUAUCUAUGAUGCCUAAUUAGUAAUGGACAUCUCUACCUUAUCUUUUCUUUUUAAUUGUGUAUGUGAUGUGGAACAUUCCAUCAAUAAUUGUAGAAAAUUAAUUUUAUAGUGCUGAUCGUUGAUCCCUUUUGUAAGUAACUAAUAAUAAAAGGCAAAAGGAGAAAAUGCUAGUGCUUGAUAAGUUUGCACUCACAUUGGUACACAUAAGUUUUAUGCCCACAAGUCAGCGUGAAUCUAAUGCUUUAUUUGGUGUGGUACUAAAUUCUCUCCCCUUUUUAUUUUGUUGGUCGCCAAAU
This is a messenger RNA of Arachis stenosperma, 1539 nucleotides long. RefSeq lists its product as uncharacterized. The transcript has 8 exons. The coding region runs from base 183 to 1259 and encodes 358 amino acids. NCBI's taxonomy places the organism in Eukaryota, Viridiplantae, Streptophyta, Magnoliopsida, Fabales, Fabaceae. The record is from RefSeq and is a predicted model, not a curated record.